Molecule: messenger RNA, 571 nt
Organism: Planococcus citri (citrus mealybug)
Lineage: Eukaryota; Metazoa; Arthropoda; Insecta; Hemiptera; Pseudococcidae
Exons: 4
Coding region: 125-376 (83 amino acids)
Biological process (GO): 2-oxoglutarate metabolic process
Source: RefSeq, a predicted model, not a curated record
UUUAUCAUUGAAAAAAUUUGAAAAUAAAUUAAUUUCAUCGAUUUCGAUUUUUAAUGAAAUAAAUCGAGCAAUUUCUUAUAUUUAAUUCAUUCUGCGUGAUAAAUUGUGAUACAUUGAAUCAAUCAUGAUACCAAAUAACAUUAUUGUACUUUCCAGGAGAUGCAUUAUGACUGUCAGGCCACACACUCCUUUGAUAAAAUUCCGUAAAGGUGGGAUCGAAGGUUCUAAAACAUCCGGUUCUAGUAGCUCAUCGGGUGUGGGAAGAAGCUCAGGACCCAGACCAAUCCUAGAAGACUACCAAUUACCUUUGAGAUACCGAAGACGUCCUUUAGACGAAGCUGAAAUCAACGCUAUCAACAGCGGCGGCAUAUAUUAAAAUACUAGUCAUCAUUCAAUGGCACUUCACAAUCCGGUAGAUUUUCCCAUUUCCUAGCGAGAUCAUCGUGUAUUUAUUCUAAACUGAUUAUCGAAUGUUAAUAUUUCAUCCUGUUUGUGCGUAAAUCUAAAAAUAGUAUGUAUAUUUAUGUAAAUAAUAAUGGAUUAAAAAGGCAUUUUGUCUAAAGCAACGAAA